Fraxinus pennsylvanica is the source of this 888-nucleotide messenger RNA. The record is from the annotation of a GenBank genome assembly. Lineage: Eukaryota; Viridiplantae; Streptophyta; Magnoliopsida; Lamiales; Oleaceae.
AUGGCACACAGUUUACCUCCAAAAGUGCCAAACGUGACACAAAAUUGGCAUGAUUUAUCUCACCAGAAGAUGUCUUCCAUGGAAAAUUUGGCAACAAAUAAUGCUCCCACUCCACAAGAUCCUUCGUGGGUUGAUGAAUUUCUCGACUUCUCGUCUGUCCGACGUCGUGGCCACAGGAGGUCUAUUAGUGAGUCGAUUGCUUUUCUUGAAGCACCUAUGGUGCAAGAAUGCAGAAGAUCAUCUAUAGCUGCUGGUUCUGGGAAUGCUAGUGAAUUUGAGAGGUUUGAUGAUGAUCAGCUUAUGUCUAUGUUCACCGAUGAUGUUGUGAUGGGGCCCACUUUGUCGCCUUCGAGUCCUUCGUCUCCGUCUGAUCACAACAGCAUUAACGAUGAUAAACAAGGUCCAUCUGAUCAACAGGUACAGCAGCCAAAGAGUGAACCUGAGGAGGUGCAUAGCUCAUGCAAAUCUCAGGAACAAAAUGCUCAACAUGCAACUGCAGAUAAUUCAAAUGAGAAGAUUUCUGAUCCAAAAAGGAUCAAGAGAAUCUUGGCUAAUCGGCAAUCUGCGCAAAGGUCCCGAGUGAGGAAAUUACAGUACAUAUCCGAGCUAGAACGCAGUGUUAACACACUUCAAGCUGAAGUUUCAGUAUUAUCCCCAAGGGUUGCUUUUCUGGACCACCAACGCUUGGUGUUGAAUGUGGAUAACAGUGUUCUCAAGCAAAGAAUAGCAGCUUUGGCUCAAGAUAAACUCUUCAAAGACGCUCAUCAAGAAGCUUUGAAGAAGGAAAUAGAGAGAUUGAGUCAAAUAUAUUAUCAUCAAAAUCUCAAGAAGACUGAAAAUGGUACCCCAAAGUCACCACCAAGGCCUGCUGAAGAACUUGUCAACUGA